This is a messenger RNA of Daphnia magna, 1281 nucleotides long. It is a transcript of the gene Tsen2, whose product is annotated as tRNA-splicing endonuclease subunit Sen2. Gene Ontology annotation, cellular component: tRNA-intron endonuclease complex. Gene Ontology annotation, molecular function: tRNA-intron lyase activity; nucleic acid binding. Bases 141 to 851 code for a protein of 236 amino acids. Gene Ontology annotation, biological process: tRNA-type intron splice site recognition and cleavage; tRNA splicing, via endonucleolytic cleavage and ligation. The record is from RefSeq and is a predicted model, not a curated record. Lineage: Eukaryota; Metazoa; Arthropoda; Branchiopoda; Diplostraca; Daphniidae. The transcript has 6 exons.
CUUCCACAGAGUUUUCCAUGAUAUAUCGGUACACGUUUGUCAUCCACGUCCACAAUUUACCCGGUCCCCUGAAGUUAUUCCACAGCUAAUCGUUGCUGACAAAUAGAUUAGUCCUCGAAGUAAGGUUAUUCAUUGCUUAAAUGUCAAAAGAAAAUUUCUUCAAAAGAAAGAAAGGUUCUCGUACCUUAAUAUGUUCACCUUCUUCUCUACCGAAUUAUUAUAUCGUUGGAAGGUUUAAUGGUUGCAGUGUAGAAAUCGAAGAUGUGGAGCAAAAAGAGCAAUUGUAUUCCUAUGGAUGUUUUGGGAAAGGAAAUCUUUCAAGGAGUUUGCCAAAUUUUAAAUCCUCUGUGAAUGAUGUUAGUGAAACUUCAAACUUGAUGGUUGAAGAAGCAUUUUUCCUAAGUUAUGUCAUUGGAUGUUUACAAGUUAAAUUUCAAGAGAAAUUCUUGAAUUUAGAUGAAAUCUGGGAUUUGUUUAUGAAAACUACCAACAACUUUUUGUCUCGAUAUCUAUCUUACCAACAUUUUCGAUUGUCUGGUUGGGUAGUCCGAUCGGGUCUGAAGUUUGGCGGAGAUUUCAUCCUUUACAAACAAGGACCUGAGUUUCAUCAUGCAUCUUAUUCAGUAGUAGUGCGUGACCUGAAUAUGUCCAAUGAAAAUAAUAACAGUUGGAUCCAACUUGCCACUAUAAACCGUAUUACAGAAUCUGUAUCAAAGGAGCUUCUACUGUGUGAUGUGGUACCAAUGCAUCCUGUACCUAAGUUAACCACUCCGGAAUGUCUUAGACAUUUGAGAUUGAAUGUUGUGGUCUUGAAGCGAUGGGUUUCUGCACAAGAACGAAUAAUUGAUUAGCUUGUCAGAUGUCUUAGACAUUUGAGAUUAAAUGUUGUGCUCCUGAAGCAAUGGGUUUCUGCACAAGGACAAAUAAUUGAUUAAUUUGUCGAAUGAACCCCAUUAGAUGUGUUAAACUGCCAAGUGUUGCAACUAUGUGACUGAAUGAAUGUAGUAGCAGAGAAGGAUGAAGUUUCUCUUUGAGUUUAAGGAGCCUACAUUCACCUUAUUCAGGAAGUCAGUAAUAAAGUAUGUCAGUGUGCCUGGUAACAACCUUAGAACCCUGUAUCCUCUGUGAUCUACCUUUAAUUUGGCCAAGGAUGAUUAUCUGUUCUCAUUAUUCCAUAAACUUAGUAUUAGUAGUAGUAGUAGUAACAUAGUACUUCUUAAUAAAUUUGCGUGUGUAUGUGUGAGUUGUAAGUACAAGAAAUACAGAAAAUUUAUUAUGGUA